GGUGGGGGGGAGAAAAAAAAGCUGGGCGAGCGUGUGUGCGUGUGCGUGUGCGUGUGCGGGCGGACGCGUCGUGGAGCUUCCAUGAGGAGAAGAUGCUGAACAUGUGGAAAGUUCGAGAGCUGGUGGACAAGGCCACCAAUGUGGUGAUGAACUACUCUGAUAUCGAGUCCAAGGUGAGAGAGGCCACCAAUGACGACCCUUGGGGACCUUCUGGUCAGCUGAUGGGAGACAUAGCCAGAUCCACCUUCAUGUACGAGCAGUUCCCCGAGGUGAUGAACAUGCUGUGGACGAGGAUGCUGAAAGACAACAAGAAGAACUGGAGGCGCGUCUACAAGGCGUUGCUGCUGCUGGCCUACCUGAUCAGGAACGGGUCCGAGAGAGUGGUGACCAGCGCGAGAGAACACAUCUACGACCUGAGGUCUUUGGAGAACUACCACUUCCUCGACGAGAACGGUAAAGACCAAGGCGUCAACGUGCGGCAGAAGGUGAAGGAGAUGGUGGAGUUCGUCCAGGACGACGACCGACUCCGGGAGGAGCGGAAGAAGGCCAAGAAGAACAAGGACAAAUACAUCGGCGUGUCCUCCAACAGCAUGGGAGGAGGAGGAAGCUUCAAGAACUCCACCGAGCUGGAGCGCAGCAAGUGGGACGAGGACUGGGACAAGAGCCGGGCGGCGUUCCCCUUCAGCGAGAAGCUGGGUGAGAUCAGCGAGAAGAUCGGCAGCACCAUCGACGACACGCUCAGCAAGUUCCGCAAGAAGGAGCGAGACGAGUCCCCCGACAGGAUCAGCGACAACGAGGAGGACAGGGCGUCCAGAAACGGUCGCCAGGACGCCCUGGAGUUUAAAGACGAGGAGGAGACGGUGACGACCAAGAGCAUCCAGAUCACGCAGGCCACGGAGACCACCACAACUACCACACGCAAGCGCAGCGGCGGCACCGGCACCAAGACUUUGGACCUUGGCGCGGCCGCCCACUACACCGGAGACAGGAGCGCUGAGGAAGAGUCAUCCGCGAGGAAGUCGCCCGGCGGCGGUCUGGCCGACCUGCUGGUCAUCGAUCCGUCGUCCAAUCAGGGCUCUGCAGCAGGUGGAAGCUCCGACCUCAUCGACGCCUUCGCCGACUUCUCCUCGCCAGCGGCGUCGGCCACUGCGGCGCCGGCCAAUGGCAACGCUGAAUUUGGAGACUGGAGCACCUUCUCCAACCCCCCGCCUUCAUCAAGCUCCGCCUCCUCCCAGCCGGUCGCCAACCUGUUUGGCAGCAUCCAGUCGGCACCUGGCUCCAACCCUGCCCCUGUCCCUCCCUCGGCUGAGCUCUUUGACCUGAUGGGCGGAGUCAACCCGCCGCUGAGCAACGCCGCGCUGAGCGCCUCUCAGAGUUUGACCUUCUCUGUGGGCGGGGCAUCUGUUGCUAUGUCGACCAUGCCGCUCUCUCGUUCCCAGCAGAGUUUGGGAGGUCUCGUGUGUCAGCAGCUGCCCGCCGGGCUUAAGCAACAGGUCGGGAUGGCGGGUCCGGGGUCUUUGGGGUCCACCUGGUCCGACCCGUCGGUCAACAUCAGCCUGGACUUCUUAUCAUCCAGCCACCUUCCCACAAAGUCCCAGGCCACGCUCAACAACAUCCUCCAGCCACAAGGAGCGCCUCCCGUCGCCCUGAUGGCCCAGAACUUUGGGGGACUCAACCUCAGCUCGCCGCCGCCGCACGCCACCCCCGUCGGACCUCUGGCCGGUCACGUGACCUCGGGUCCCGUCGGAAUGGGCACGUUUCCGGUUAACGCCGGCAUGAUGGGAAUGAACAUGAGCAUGAAUAUGGGCGUGUCUGCUCCCGCCAUGAUGGGCGGGAUGAACGGCGUGGGAACGCCGGGCGUUGUUCCAGCCAAACAAGAUGCCUUUUCUAGCUUUGGCAAUUUCGGAAAAUGAACAAGUGUGUGUGUGUGCAGUCAGGACUUGCAUGUAUCUCUGGUGGGGGUCCCGGGGCGUCCAGCGGACCAGAAUGGUGGGUACCGGUCCGUGUUCCAGAACCACAUUUGACUCCACACCGCUCAGGAGGACUUCACCAACAUGAACUUCAAAUGCCGCUCCAUCAUGAACACGUGUGAGUAUUUUCCCACUCGGACGUGUUCAGACUUUGCUACAAACACUUUGCCGGUUUCCCUCCUCACUGUGGACUCGGCAGAACCACACAGACAAGGAAAGACCGUGGACAUCAUGAUGUGGAUCAGCGACUAGGGGUGGGAAUCUUUGGGCCACUAACGAGUCGAUCCGAUUCCUGGAGUAAUGUUCCAAUUCAGAUUCGGGUCUCAAUUUAACGCAUAUUUGGAUUAUUUUCUUUAUUUGAAUUUAGGGCUGCAACAACUAAUCGAUUAUAAAAAUAGUUGGCGAUUAAUUUAGUCAUCGAUUCGUUGGAUCUAGCAGAGGCUUUUUUUUUUUUUUUUUUUUUUUAAAUAAAUAAACCUUUAUUUAUAAACUGCAACAUGUACAAACAGCUGAGAAACAAUAAUCAAAAUAAGUAUGGUGCCAGUAUGCUGGGUUUUUUUCAAUAAAAUACUGGAAAGGAUAGAAAUGUAGUUUGUCUCUUUUAUCCGAUUAUUAAUCGAAGUAAUAAUUGACAGAUUAAUCGAUUAUCAAAUUAGUUGUUAGUUGCAGCCCUAUUUGAAUUAGAUUUUGGAUUAUUUUCUUUAUUUGAAUUUAGGGCUGCAACAACUAAUCGAUUAUAAAAAUAGUUGGCGAUUAAUUUAGUCAUCGAUUCGUUGGAUCUAUGCUAUGCGCAUGCGCAGAGGCUCUUUUUUUUUUAUUUCUUUUUUUAAAUAAACCUUUAUUUAUAAACUGCAACAUUUACAAACAGCUGAGAAACAAUAAUCAAAAUAAGUAUGGUGCCAGUAUGCUGUGUUUUUUUCAAUAAAAUACUGGAAAGGAUAGAAAUGUAGUUUGUCUCUUUUAUCCGAUUAUUAAUCGAAGUAAUAAUUGACAGAUUAAUCGAUUAUCAAAUUAGUUGUUAGUUGCAGCCCUAUUUGAAUGAGAUUUUUGAAAAUAUUAAAUGGAUUUAGGAUCGAGAUGAAUAAGAAUCGCGAUUCGGAUGGGAAUUAUUUUUUUUUGUGUGCACAAGAUGUUGCACUCAAAAACAUCGACAUUAAGGGUGUGGAUCUUUGGGCACCUAACAAGCGGGUGAUGAUUUGAUUCCGAGUCGAUUCUCGAUUCAACAUGAUUUUCAAUUUAAUGGAAAAAAAACAAAACUUCUUUAUUUGGAUUUGAUUUUUGAAAAUAACAUUGAUUUAGGAUCGCGAUGCCUAAGAAUCGCGAUUCGUACGGGAAUUGAUUAUUUAAUUUUUUUUGUGCGCCUCCUACUGUCAGUACCCGGAUGUUGCACUGAAAAACAUAGACAUUAAGGGUGUGAAUCUGUGGGCACCCAACAAGUCGGUCCGUUUUUUCGGAGGUGAUGAUUUGAUCCAGAGUCGAUUCUCCAUUUAAUCCGAUUUUCAAUUGAAUAAAAAAAAAGUGUUUCUUUGUUGGAAUUCGAUUUUUCUAAAUAAUAAAUUGAUUUAGAAUCGUGAUGAAUAAGAAUUGCGAUUUGGAUGGGAGUCAAUUUUUGAUUUUGAUUUUUUUUUUGUGCCCCCCUACUGUCAGUACCCGGAUGUUGCACUCAAAAACAUAGACUUUAGGCCUGGGAAUCUUUAGGCACCUAACGUUACGAUUCCAUUCCUGGGGUUCCGAUUUGAUUCAGAAUCGAUUUCAAUUUAACAUGGUUUUCAAUAUAUAUUUUUGUAUUUUUCAAAAUGAUUUCUUAUUAAUUUAAUUAGAUUUUUAAAAGUAGUACAUUUAUUUAGAAUCAGGAUAAAUAACAAUCGUGAUUUUUUUUUGUGCACCCCUAUUGUCAUUGCACUCAAAAACAGACAAUAGGGGUGUGACUCUUUUGGGCAUCUAACGAUUCGAUCCGAUUCCCAUUUCUGGGGUGACUAUUUGAUUGAGAAUUGAUUCGCAAUUCAACACGAUUCUCGAUUUAAAUAGAUUUUUGCAAUGUAUUAUUUAAUAUAAUUAGGAGGAAACUUUUUCAAAACGGGCUAAAAAUGCUCCUUCCGGUUGCAUAGAGAUGGCCUUUUUUAAUCGAUUUUUGAAAAUGACAAAUGGAUUUAGAAUCGGGAUGAAUUAAGAAUCGUGAUUCGGAUGUAAAUCGAUUUUUUGGAGAGAUGGACCCAAAGGAGAUUGGUGUGUGCUGUAAGAGUGCAAGAGUGUGUGUAUUAAAGUGUAUGUGUGUAGUCACAACUAAGCAGAGCUUGUUGUCACUCUUGAGACAAUGUGCUCCAAAAUGACCAAAUCUUUAUUUUGUUACUCUCAAAAAAAAAUUACUCCAUAGAUUUUAGUUUCGUAUUAAUUUACUUCUCUUCAUACAGGAGCGCUACCGAUUACAUUGUUCAGUUGACGCAAAUCAUGUUUUUGUUUUUCUUUAUUGUAUAUUUUCUGUAGUUUGUCCCUCCGUUGUAUUAAAUUAUAACAAUAAGAA
Messenger RNA from Entelurus aequoreus (snake pipefish), 4491 nucleotides. Its product is annotated as clathrin interactor 1-like. Gene Ontology annotation, molecular function: clathrin binding; phospholipid binding. The transcript has 12 exons. The record is from RefSeq and is a predicted model, not a curated record. Bases 93 to 1913 code for a protein of 606 amino acids. Gene Ontology annotation, cellular component: endosome; plasma membrane; clathrin vesicle coat. NCBI's taxonomy places the organism in Eukaryota, Metazoa, Chordata, Actinopteri, Syngnathiformes, Syngnathidae. Gene Ontology annotation, biological process: endocytosis.